AUGACUCGGAAAUGUGUCCUCGCGACCACACAGCUGAAUCAAUGGGUGCUCGACUAUGACGGCAACCGAGAUCGCAUCAUUGAAGCUAUCAAAAUCGCCAAGAGGAAAGGCGCGAGGCUGAUCCUGACACCCGAGCUCUGCAUUCCUGGCUAUGGUCUCCUCGACCAUUUUCUCGAAAAAGAUGUCUACUCGCAUUCUUGGGACGUGACAUGCGAAAUCAUCUCCCACCCACACUGCCAAGACAUCAUCAUCGAUCUCGGGCUGCCCAUUUCGCAUCGAGGAUCAACGUACAAUGCGCGGGUCAUCGCACUCAAUGGCAAAGUCCUUGCCAUCAGACCGAAGCUGGACCUCUGCAACGAUGGCAAUUUCCGGGAGAUGCGAUAUUUCACAGCCUGGCCGAGAGGUCGAGUCGAGGACUAUCGCUUGCCAGAAAGCAUUACGCGACUCCAAAAUCAGAAGACAGCACGCAUAGGCGAGAUCCUGUUCGAGACGUUGGACGCCUCUUUCGCUUCGGAAACAUGCGAGGAGUUGUGGACCCCGAACUCGCCUCACUCAAAAUACUCCCUCGCAGGCAUCGACAUCGUGCUGAACUCCAGCGGCAGCCAUCACGAGCUUCGUAAGCUUGACACACGUAUCAACCUGAUGCUGGAAGCCACGGCGAAGACUGGUGGAGUCUAUAUGUAUUCGAACCAGCGAGGCUGUGACGGCGAUCGCCUCUACUAUGAUGGUUGUGCGAUGAUCAUGAAUUCGGGCAACAUCUUGGCACAAGGUUCGCAAUUUUCUCUGCAGGAUGUAGAGGUUCAAGCGGCUGUCGUCGAUCUCGACGAAAUUUGGCCAUUCAGGACCUCACGAAGCCGAGGUGUGCAAGCACAGGCUGACGACGUGCACCGCCUGGAGAGAAUAGCAGUGGAUUUUCAACUCUGCAGCCACUCAUCCACUCUGCGAGUUAAGAGAACUUCAAUAGUACAGCCUCGCUAUCAUCUGCCGGAAGAAGAGAUUGCACUAGGCCCUGCCUGCUGGAUCUGGGAUUAUCUGCGUCGCUCAAACCAGGCCGGCUAUCUCAUUCCGCUCAGCGGCGGCAUUGACAGCUGUGCCACUGCAACGAUUGUCUUUAGCAUGUGCCGCAUGGUUGUCGCGGAAAUCAAGAACGGCAACCAAGAGGUCAUCAAAGACGCAACGCGCUUAUGCAACGGCAAAGACGUGAAGAGUUUGACUGCUCAGCAAUUCUGCAACCAGAUCUUCGUCACCACCUUCAUGGGCAUGAAACAGCAGUCUUCGAAGGAGACUCGUACAAGAGCCAGGGAACUUGCUCAGGCAAUUGGCGCUCACCAUAUUGACACCAAUAUUGACGAUAUGGUGGCUUCAUUGCACGGCACAGUCACAGGUGUCCUAGGGAAGGAGCCGCACUUCAAGGUGCACGGCGGCAGCCAAACCGAAAACCUCGCCCUGCAGAACUUCCAGUCAAGGUCCCGAAUGGUGCUAGCAUACGCACUCGCUCAACUAAACCCAUGGUCACGAGGCAAGCCCGGCUCACUACUUGUCCUCGGCUCCGCCAACGUCGACGAGUGUCUUCGCGGCUACCUCACAAAAUACGACUGCAGCUCCGCCGACAUCAACCCCAUCGGCGGAAUUUCCAAAACCGACCUCAAACGCUUCAUCAAAUGGGCCGAACACAGUUUCCAGCUUCCCAUCCUCCAAGAAUUCCUGGACGCAGUCCCCACCGCAGAACUCGAACCCAUUACCGAAACCUAUGUCCAAUCCGACGAAGCAGAUAUGGGUUUCACAUACGACGAGCUCUCCAUCCUCGGUCGUCUACGUAAGACCUUCAAAUUGGGCUAUGUGGGCAUGUUUGAGCGUCUCGUUGAAGAGUGGAGUGAGAGGAAACCUAGGGAGGUGUACGAGAAAGUCAGAAACUUCAUGUUCUACUAUGCCAUCAAUCGACACAAGAUGACCACGAUGACUCCCGGACUCUACCUAGAGUCCUACACCCCAGACGACAACCGCUUUGAUUUGCGGCCCUUCCUAUACCCGAGAUUCAAUUUCGAGCACCGCAAGAUCGAAAACUUGUUGAGGAAAAUGGAGGAGGGCGAUGCGGGUCAGGAGUGAAAAAGAAAAUUGUGGUCGACCAAAUGGAAUUAGAAAGGUUUGCAAGGCUUAUUAGAACCUUCCGUCUCUCAGAUGCAAAAUUUUGACCGAGUGCUCUCAUAGAAACGAAACCUCAACUCCUCCUAGAGAUAGAUCACUUGGCAGGAAACAAACCAACUUCUUAUGUGAACG
Pseudocercospora fijiensis CIRAD86 is the source of this 2277-nucleotide messenger RNA. RefSeq lists its product as uncharacterized. Gene Ontology annotation, molecular function: glutaminase activity; NAD+ synthase (glutamine-hydrolyzing) activity; ATP binding. Gene Ontology annotation, biological process: NAD+ biosynthetic process. The coding region runs from base 1 to 2106 and encodes 701 amino acids. Lineage: Eukaryota; Fungi; Ascomycota; Dothideomycetes; Mycosphaerellales; Mycosphaerellaceae. The transcript is spliced from 2 exons. Gene Ontology annotation, cellular component: cytoplasm. The record is from RefSeq and is a predicted model, not a curated record.